CUGCACUCAGUUGUGAGUUUGGCCUAUUGCAGGUUAGGCGUUGUUGACGUCUUCUCUACUGCUAUCCGUUGUGGCGGCGUGUUCGUUUUAAUAUUCACCUAUCAGGGGGUGUCUUUUCUUCGUUUCUUGCUAUUCUCAUAUCUUCUCCUAUUCUCAUUCAUCUGCUUCCCCCCUAACUCUUCAUAUAUCUGGUCUUAAUUUGCUGCCUGUUCUCUAGCAUCACUAAACACUAUUUCUGAGCUUUGCGAGCCUGUUUACUGUCACACCCCCUAACCACCUCUCCUUUUUUUUUGUGAAUGAAAUCCGUGUUGAAAUUUGUAAGUGUUCUAAGUCACAUUUAUCCCGGCGUUCUGUGAUUUGUUUAUAGUGUUAAUCAGCUGACGUGGAGAAUAUUGUUUUAUAUCUGUGUGAGGGUUGGUUCGAUUUUAAAAAUUUAUCCGUUUAUCCGUUUAUUGUUGUUUUUACAACAGUUGUUGCGUUUUGACGUUAAUUUGUUAAUGUUUUUAUAAGCAUAUAUGCUGAAGGUUUGUUGUCGUCAUAGAAGAACAAUAAUUUCGUUCUAAAUCAUUUUGUUUUAAUUUGCUGUUUUGUUAUUUAUUUGGAGGAUAAAUUUUAUUGUUAAUAAUUUGGGUAUUUACAUAAUUCUGUUGGAAAUUUACAUUGGAUAGAACAUUUGAUUUGUUGUACAUUUUUUUACAAAUUUGUUUGGACUUGAUACCUUUAAGUAAAUCAGACAUCCUGUAUUUUCACUCCUAUUCGUAUUUUCCUCCUCCCUAUUUUUCGUUUGCCACCUACCCUUAUACCUCCUCCGCCUCAGCAUCGAACGGCAGUUGUUUCUGUUGCUGUAACCAGUGCAGCACUUGCAUACUUGUUGCACGAAAUUCAUCUGUUUCAUCUACGGCAAGUAACCCAACGAUUUCCCCUGCAAAUCUGCCGGCAUAUCAUCCUCCCUACCACUACCACCCUCGUCUUCCCUCUGGUGGGCCAACAACCACAGCUGUACCGACAGUCGGGCGUUAUCACAAUCGAAAUUCUUCAAGCAACAACAUAUCGACAAUCCCUGCAGCCACAGUAACUGCUGCUGCUGUGUCUUCUAACAAUUACAGUCAUAGCCAACAUUAUCAGCACUUCUUGCAGCAGAGUAGCCGGCACACCAGUAGUGGCAACAAUAGUAGCCACGUUUAUAGUAAUUUAAAUAGCCUUGUGGUAGUCGGUGACGAGACAAAUAUUACUUCCACAUUAUCACCCACGUCAUCAACAGUUACAACGGCAACAACGACGCCCAUUAAGCGGGUCCAGGACGAAGUGGAGGACGUCCAAAUGCGUGGUUCAGACGAACUGCUGUCUCAGAGCGGCGCUGUGAGCAAUGGCUCAGUGAUGAGCCCGCAGCCCAACCACUCGGACAACAACAAUGAUGCCAAAAAGGUGAAGUUGGACAAGAAUCAAAACGGAAAACCAUCUAAGGUGAUCCACAUUCGCAACAUCCCUAAUGAGGUGACAGAGGCAGAGAUCAUCCAUUUGGGCAUCCCCUUCGGACGUGUAACCAAUGUCCUGGUACUUAAAGGAAAGAAUCAGGCGUUCCUGGAGAUGGCUGACGAAGUGGCCGCCUCCACCAUGGUCACGUACUUCACCAGUUGCAUGGCACAGCUGAGAGGCAGAGCCGUGUACGUCCAGUUUUCCAAUCACAAGGAGCUCAAGACAGACCAGACUCACUCCAAUGCGAACGCGUCUGCACAGGCUGCAUUACAAGCGGCAUCAGCCCUCUCCGGCCAGAACGAGACUCAGGGUGGCCCUAAUACCGUCUUGAGGGUGAUCGUCGAGCAUAUGGUCUACCCUGUGACAUUGGAAGUGUUAUGUCAGAUAUUCACCAGGUACGGGAAGGUGCUAAAGAUUGUGACCUUCACCAAAAAUAACACAUUUCAAGCGCUGAUCCAGUAUCCAGACGUUGUCACCGCCCAAGCUGCCAAAUUGUCACUGGAUGGACAGAACAUUUACAAUUCAUGUUGCACACUGCGCAUUGAGUACUCAAAGUUGACCAGCCUGAAUGUGAAGUACAACAACGACAAGAGCCGUGACUACACAAAUCCAAAUCUGCCUACGGGUGACCCAGGCCUGGAUGCCACCCUGGCUGGGCUAGGGGCCGGUGAGUUGAUCCCGCAGCUGUUGAUAGCUGGGGGCGGCGGGGGGCGACACAGAGGCCUCGCACAGGAACCAGGUCCUGCGCCCGGAAGAUUAGCUCCACCAGGUGCCCCUGGAGUUCUGGCGUCACCGUUUGCUGCGAUGCAUGGCCUUGGCUCACCACUUACCUCACCGUACGGAAAUUCGGCAGUGGGCGGAAUGGGAGCAGCAGGUAUGCCACUUGCAGGCUUCCAGAUGCCAGGUGCAGCAGCAACCACAGCCCUGAGUGCAGCAGGGAUUCGCUUGGCAGGAACCAUGGGUUCUGCAGGCUGUGUUCUCUUAGUCAGCAACCUAAAUGAGGAGAUGGUCACGCCUGAUGCUCUUUUUACCCUAUUUGGUGUAUAUGGAGAUGUGCAGCGUGUAAAGAUUCUCUACAACAAGAAAGAUAGUGCACUGAUCCAGAUGUCAGAACCACACCAAGCACACUUGGCUAUGACACACAUGGACAAGCUCAGAGUGUUUGGAAAGCAGAUCCGUGUAAUGCCAUCUAAACAUCAGACGGUGCAACUGCCUAAAGAGGGACAGCCUGAUGCUGGGCUCACCAAGGAUUACUCUAACUCAACCUUACAUCGUUUUAAGAAGCCAGGCUCAAAGAACUACCAGAAUAUCUAUCCACCUUCUGCUACUCUCCAUCUGUCCAACAUUCCACCCUCUGUCUCUGAAGAAGAGAUCAAGGAUGCAUUUACAAAGAAUGGGUUUCCAGUCAAAGCUUUCAAGUUCUUCCCUAAGGACAGAAAGAUGGCUCUGAUCCAGCUACCAACAGUGGAUGAUGCUGUCUCCGCUCUUAUAAAGAUGCACAAUUAUCAGCUGAGUGAAUCAAAUCAUUUAAGAGUUUCGUUCUCAAAAUCAAGUAUCUAACCAGCUCUCCAUCUGUCUCUUCCACUCACUGAGGUAUGAGGAAGGGAGAAUUCACAUGCCUACUGCUUUCAAGUCAGGAAGAAACUGAACAAUAACAACAGAAGAAUCGCAGUAUCUCCAAUAACUUUGUACCACUGAACACAAUGUUCUAUUUUGCACUUUCAUCAGAUUCAUUAUCUAAUGCAUAUCUAUCAGGGACAACAGACAUUUUGCUAAUAUGUGUAUUGAUCAUAUAAACAUAACAUUUUGACAGCAAGAGGAUGUGUACGCCUCGAGUAUUAAAGUAAAAUGUACUGAAUUUUGUGAAGACCAAAACUAAUUAACAAAUGUUUUACAAGGGCGUUAUUUGUUUGCUUCAGUAUAUAGUAAGUAAUGGAUGGACUAGUUCUAGAGGAUAGCUGGAGUCAAGCACAUUUGUGUGCUUUGUAGAAGAGGAACUCCAUGAAUUGAAAGAUAAUGAGAGUAAAAGUAACUGGAUUGAGUUUGCUAGUUAUCUCAUUUAAACUUCCUAAGUUUUGAUUACAUUCUUUCAUAUUUUGUGACAUCUGUCCCUCAUGAUCUUAUAUUACUGUCACUCUGCUGAUCCAUCAGUUGUCUUCAGAUCCACAACUUUCUAAUUUAGACAAGACUGGAAGUUUCUGAACAGUAGCUAAGUGUGGGUAUUUUGAAACAGAUUAAUAAUUAGAGUUUAUUUUAAUAUUGCUCACAAAUGAUGACGAUCAGAUCAAGCUGAUUGGAUGUGUUAUUCAUCUCAGAUUUCAUUAUAAACUUAUUAUUUUCCUAUGAACAUACAUUGACUAGGAAGUGUACAGGGUUCAUCAUUAAUCCUCAUUUUUAUUACAUGCAAGGCUGGAGAAAUUGUCUGUGACUGCAGGGUGUGAUGGGAGGGACAAGAAAUGAAAAUAUCCAGAUAUCUCUUAUGGAAUAGCAGUAACUUAGAAACCGUACGUGACCGAAUUUGACUACACUGUGAACUAGAAUGAAAAGAAUGUAGUAGUAUCUUUUUAUAUAACUGCAGUUCAAAUUUGUGUGAAAGACACUGCCAAGUGAUUGGAAGGUGAUGGAUGCACAACGUGAAGACAGAAACGCACAUUUGGCAAGCUGCAGCACAACUUUGGCAGGGAUGAUUGUAUCACUUGGUCAUGAUUGCUGGAUUAGUGUAAUUUAGAAUAUAUAUAGAGAGUUUAAAAUCGUCAGUAGCUUUAUUCCCAGAAAGAGGUAAACGGGGAAUUGGCUAACACAUAUCGAAUGCAUUAAUUGUGUCCCCAUUUUCAUAUUCAAUUAAAGUAAAUAGAAAUUGUGUAAUUUGUUAUGGGUAAAAAUAUCAUCACCAUGUAAUGACAUAAUUAUGUUAUCAGCCAUCUUGUUUGUUCUGCCUGCUAAGAAGUCAUUUUAUAGAUCUAUGCUACAUUCAUACAGUUUCUGCCCCCCCCCCCACCUCUCGCCCCAUUAACACCUCAUCGGUAGAUCUUUACAGAUGCUAGACGUAUAGCUUACACUUAAAAGAACCUUUCAUGUCUGAAUAUUUAGGGAAUCACACAAAAAAUACUAAAGUUGUGGAAGCAAAUGUUUAUACAUGCAUUUGCCUUUGAUAAGUAUUACCACACACACUAAAAAAAAUGUUUUUAAUGUGCUAUUUUUGGAAACAUGAAGAUAUUUAGAAGUUCAUAUAUUAUACUAUAUGACGCCAUAACUUUGAUUCACAUGCCCCAGUUUGUCAAACCAGUUUUUGGAUAUAUAUAUUUUUGCAUUUGUUCAAUCCUAUAUAGAGAGCAAUUGAUAACAAAUAAAUAUAAACAGAAUUAUCUUAAUAAAUGUUGUGUAUUUAGAAUUAAAGAAGAUAUGACAGAAUGAGAGACAGAGAGAGUAUGUUGUGAGAAUUGGGUAAAUGAUACUUUAUUUUGGAUCCAGAAACAUGUUUGUGAAUUCAGAUACAAGAGUAUUAUUUUUACUUUAUAUUACUUAACAGAGAGGAAAUACUUUUGAAGAUUCUUUCCCCAUUUUCUUGUAUCAAACCAUUCCAAGACUUGGCGAAGAUAAUGUGUGCAUAUGAUUCCCAUUAUAUUAUUAUUAUUAUUAUUAUUGUUAUUAUCAUUAUUACUACUACUACUAUUACUACUAUUGAUUUCUUCUUGGAAGUUUGGAUCAUAAACUGACCCUUGCACAUCUGUGAGAAUUAAAAUGACAUUUCUAUUCAGAAACAAAUUGAAGAUUUUUGUUACACUGUCAACAAUAGUAGGGAUACUUGUGGAAGUGGACUAGAAGUUUAUUAUUAUUAUUAUUAUUAUUAUCAUCAUCAUCGUCAUCUCAUUAUUUUCUUAUGGACAUUGUGAUGUACAGUCCAUUUUAUAGGGUGAAUAUUCAUUAGCUAAUUAGUUCAUUUUAUUUUUUUUACACAUUACAUAUUAAGGACUUAUAUAAUAAGUAAGCUGUAGUAGUUUUUAGGUAGGUUUAUCUUAAAGUAUCUCUUAACUAUAAUUGCUUUUACAUGUAUUUCUUAUUAUUUAGCUUAUUUAUCCUUUUUGGGUAACAGUUGUAAACAACCCUGUGGCAUUUGUUUAAAAUAAGAAGGAUGUAUUGAGGUUUGAAUGGUUAUGGGUGAAAUGUUAAAUGCUGCAGUUUUUUGUAGCUUUUGAUAAAAUUCAAGAAUUUUGGAAUUGGAGUUUCUUAAACUUACGUACUGCCAGUAUCUUCUGUGUAGUAUAAGCAUUUUCAUGAUUUCCCUCCACUCCCCUCCCAUAUAAAAGGUAGUCCAGAUUGACUCCACAAGUAAGAGGCCAACUCUAAAACCCAGUAGGUAUUUGUUGCAGAAUAUCUUGUAAGCCUUCUCCAUGUUAGAUCAUGGCUUUGCUGCUUAUCUGAACACGUUUUCACCCUGCUUAUGAGCCAUAUAAUAUCUUCAGAUUAAUAAUUAUUAUAGUAAUCAGUAUAUUAUAUAUCUGAAACAGUAUUCUCAUAGCUUUAAAUGAGUUAACUAUAUUACAUCUAAUUAAUAUUAUACUUAAUGAGGUGAAAAGAAAGCUACAGGGUUGGUUUAGACCAAUUCAUUAAACUUCUUUUUCAAUUUUUAUGGUAUAUUUCUAAACGUUUAUAAAUAUAUAUUAUAACAUAGUUGACAAUCACAAUUUACAGUAAAAAUCUCAUGGUUUGAAUACGUUCAGUUUCUUACAGUUCGUAUUAAAUCGUAUUUUGAAUGAGGUUUUAAUUGCAAAUUGCCAUGCAACCUCAUGGGUUACCUAUUUCAUGUGGAGAAUGUGAGUCUCAUCACAGAAAGUGCGCAGGAAAAUAUAACGUGGAAACAAUGCUAAUUAAAAAUUGAAUGUGCCGAAACAACAAGUAAAAAUAUAAAACAAAAAUAGUGCUUGGGCGAAUCAUUGAAAUUUUUUCUCGCUGUUACAUAUGUGACAUAUCACAAGGACCUCAAUUAUUUUUAUACGUUUUGAGACAAACUUAAAAAAGCCAGAAACGGUACAUGUGUGCCUUCCACAUACAAUUUAUUGGGAGGAAUUGUUAUCAUGAUACAAAGCAGCAUUGGGGUUGGGGUUGGGGGGGGAGAAAUUCUGAAAACAAUUGCAGUAUUUUUUGAAAAGAGGUGAGGGCAACUGCAGGCAGUGCUUAGAUUCUAGGGGUUUGGCUUACGUUGCUCUCGUCGUACCUUCUUGUUCUAUCAUUUAAAGUUCUGAUUCAAUACCGAAUUCCUUGGCUGCAGGGAAUGUUUCAUUUCAGCAUUCUGUCUAUGAAGUAUUCUUGCUCUUUGAAUGAAAUUGGUUCACUUUCUAUUAGGUGAGGUAUGAUACAUUACCCUCUUGUAUGAAAUGUUCCUUGGGUACCUUACUUAUAGCUUGUGAUAAAGUAACAUACAGUAGUAUGUACUGACCAGUCAUUUUCUAUGUUUUGGAAUGCAUCAUUAUUUUUACAUGCAGGAGUUUCCAUGUCAGUGUUACACUUUAUGACAAAAUGUCAAGAAUUUGUCAUGCAAUGUAGUCAUGCACGUUUUUUGAACUCUUAUGUUCACAAAGCAGAAUGUUAUCUCUUGGAUUAAAUUUUUCUGUAUAGUUGGGCAGUACUGUUAGAACAUAUUUUGAAGAAACCAACAGUGUUGUGACUUGGUUUCAGCUAUGUUAUAUGGCAGAUUUUGUCACCAGAUGGAAUGAAGCAACACAAUUGAAAGACUAAGCAGCUCUGCAGAUUACCCAGCACAUUGUAAGAAUAAAUUUAAAUAAAUAUUCCUUAUGCAUCUAAAACAAGUUGGUGUGAACUGCUGUGUUUGAUUUGUGAACUGAUGAUGAAACCACAUCCUAACAACUUGUUGACCUCAUGACCUUACUGCCAAGUGCUUCCAUUUUUUUCUUAACCAUGAGCCCUUAUCUAUGUGAUGUUGGACCAGAAUUUUAUUCUCAUUAAUUUUGUUAAUAAAUAUGUUUAUAAGGGCUUUGAAACAAAAAAAAAUUAUAAUGAGCUGUACAGAAUACUGUGAGGGCAUAGUGGAUGAAGUAUAAAGAUGUGGUGGCUGGCUGCUGUUUUACUAAAUUUCAACUGCACUUGCAUGUAGUAAAUAACAGUUUUGUUGGGACCAAAUUGUACUAUUUAAGAACAUGAAACUGAAAUCCAUUUACCAUAAAAACGUGCAUGACUAUAUGUGAAAUAUUUUUGUAUCUGUCAUAAGUGGGAUAUUGACUUCAUGCACAGAAAUCAGAGUCAUCUAACCUUACUUCACUGCAUUAAUGUGUACAAUCAGAAAUUAAGCAGAACUUCAUACAGGUAAUAAAAUGCAUUUGAGUUGCAUCACAGGGAACAUUCUUAAUAUUGAUUGAAAUGUUUUCACAAAA
Cryptotermes secundus is the source of this 7865-nucleotide messenger RNA. RefSeq names its product polypyrimidine tract-binding protein 1 (gene heph). The coding region runs from base 1321 to 3036 and encodes 571 amino acids. The record is from RefSeq and is a predicted model, not a curated record. NCBI's taxonomy places the organism in Eukaryota, Metazoa, Arthropoda, Insecta, Blattodea, Kalotermitidae. Gene Ontology annotation, cellular component: nucleus. Gene Ontology annotation, molecular function: mRNA binding. The transcript is spliced from 16 exons. Gene Ontology annotation, biological process: regulation of RNA splicing; mRNA processing.